This is a messenger RNA of Patella vulgata (common limpet), 2026 nucleotides long. Its product is annotated as lipopolysaccharide-binding protein. The coding region runs from base 144 to 1640 and encodes 498 amino acids. Gene Ontology annotation, molecular function: lipid binding. The record is from RefSeq and is a predicted model, not a curated record. NCBI's taxonomy places the organism in Eukaryota, Metazoa, Mollusca, Gastropoda, Patellidae. The transcript has 15 exons.
GGAAGUCCUGGUCGUUGGAAAUAUGCUAAUUAUAUGUAGAUAAGAAUAUAUAAGCUUGUUUAUUUGAAGACCUGUCUAUGCGUUUUAUUUGAAAACCGUGAACGAAAAGAGAAAGGCAAGAAAGAACGCAAUAUCAGUCAGAAAUGAUGGGAAAGUUUCCACAUUCAACAGCUGCUGUACAGACUGUAUUAUUUGCCGUAAUUGUGUUUACAGUCGUAGAUGCUUCUGCUUCCACCAAUGGCGCUACUGUCCCGCAUAACCCAGGAUUUCAGACCAGAAUUACAGAAAAGGCAUUGGCCUACGCUGCAAAUGAAGCUAUUAAUGCUCUGUCUGGAAAAAUAACAGGUAUGAAAGUCCCAGAUCAAUCUGGUACAGCAAAGCGUAUUACCUAUCAAAUGACAAGUAUGACUAUCACAAGUUUUACUAAACCAUCUGGUGGUAUAACUCCUGUUCCAAAUCAAGGUUUAAAAUGGAGUGUAACUGGUGCUGGUGUAGCGAUGAAUGGUAACUGGCGGUAUAGGUAUAAAAGAGGAUGGUUUAAAAUAUCUGACCAUGGACGGUUUCAUGUUUCUGCGAAUGGAAUCUCCUUUUCUAUUAUAAUAAAUGUUGGAAAAGAUUCUAACGGUCGACCAAAAUUAACAGCAACAGGAGGUAGUUGUAGUAUCGGCAGUGUACGUGUUAAGUUUCGUGGUGGACUAUCAUGGAUUUAUAAUCUCUUCUCAGGUACCAUAGAGCGAAAGAUCAAAGGAAUCCUACAAGAAAAGCUAAUCCAAAUUGUCAAAGAGGCCGUUAACGUUGACGGAGAAAAGGAGUUACAAAAAUUACCAGUGACUGUUGUUUUAGCUAAGAAGUUUUUAUUAGAUUACAGCUUGAUAUCUACUCCAACAUUUACAAGUUCAUAUAUGGAAACACAUCAUAAGGGUGAGAUAUUUUGGAAUGGUGAUAAAACAGAAGCACCAUUUCAACCAGAACCGAUACCAGAAAAUAAUGAUAAAUCCAAGAUGGUGUACCUAUGGUUGUCUGAUUAUAUGGCUAAUUCUAUGGGUUAUACAGCUCUUAAACAUGGAUACCUUAAAUAUAAUUUUUCAUCUCAAGACUUACCACCAGAAAACCAAUCAAAAUUAAAUACAACCUGUAGGGGAUCUAAAUGUAUAGGUAAACUCGUACCCCCGAUUGGUAAAAAGUAUCCGAAUUGUCAACUAAAGUUAAAUAUGAUUGGAACAAAAGCACCAGUAUUAUCAAUAGGCGAUGGUUCAUUGAAAGUAAAUGGUUCAGGAACUGUUAAUAUUUAUGCCCAGAAAAAGGACAGGGCUGAUAUUUUAAUUCUUACUCUGAAGGUGACACUAGGAUUUACAGCACAAGCUUCAUUAAAAGGUCAACUUCUUUAUGCUAAAAUAUCUAACCCAUUAUUGGAACUUAAAGUGCUUAAAUCUAAUAUUGGAAAUGUCCGUGUAUCAGCUAUUCAAAAAAUGAUGAAAUUGGCUCUUGGUAUGAUCGUUUUUCCACAGCUAAAUGCGCUGGGAAGCAAAGGUCUGGUAUUACCCAUAACUGAUGAUAUAGAAUUAUCUAAUUCUCAACUUAUCAUACAGAAACAUUCCUUGAUGAUAGCUACUGAUCUGAUUUAUAAACCCAAGAUAUAAACAGAUUAUAAUGUCAUUAAUAACCACAACAGAGUACAAGAAACCAAUAUUUCAGGUUGUUCAACACAUGAAUAUGUUAAAAUCUUUAUACAGAUAUUUGCUUGAAGACUGCUGUAUUUUAUCUUUUUGAAAUUUAACUCUUAAAACUAUUUUUAGCAGUUGGCUAAGCCUAUUUUAUAAAUGAAUAUUAAAAAGCUUCUAAUAAUACCUGCACAUGUUUUAUAACUUUUAUAAUUGUAAUAAAUGAAUGAUAAUUUAUCAAUAUUAAUAUAAUUCAGUUAUUAUAGAAGUAGAGCACAAGUAGCAUUUAUGACUCGAUUAUAGUAUGCAUUAUUAUAAAUGAUUAUUCUUUUUUAAACUUUGUGUAUAAUGUCUUUAUUCAAAAA